AUGCCGAUCCGAAACCCUUUCGCCCGUCGCCCCGAGCUUGUCAUCCCCGACAAUGAAAACGAGCGCCCGGCGCAGGAAAAUGAUUCUCCUGGUUUCGAGAGAGUAGACACGGUGGGCUCGAAAGCCUCGUCGAUGAGCAUUCGCAGCCGUCGGAGCCACGAUAACGGGGAAUACAAGAUGAGUGUUGUUAACGGUAGUGGUAUCUACCUGCCGCCAUCCCCGGUGGAGGAAAAGGGUCAGCAUUGGCCCAAAAGAAACCUGUCGUCGCGUGCCUCUACCGAUACGGGCAGCAGUUUUGGCGAUAUUGAGCCCUUCUCCAUCUCUCGAGAAUCGUUUGAUUCGUACAGACGCUCUUUUGACAUCACAGCGCGGUCUCCGAUCAAGCAUAACGCCCCAGUGCGUCAGAGCCUAGAUUCUGCCCGCUUCCCACGUCACCAACUCUCCGUUCAUCGCAAAAUGGAGCGUCAGGCCCCUACACCCGAGGAGAGUUUCGAGGACGUUGGACUGGACGAUGGCAAACAACAGCCUCGCAAACGCGGGUUCUUCGCCAAGCUGACUGAAAGCCAAGACAAGGACUCGAUGCCUCGGUUUCUCAUGGGUGGUCGCAAGCGCGGGCACAGUGGCCAAGGCGCUGAACUGGGCAGCGUUGAACAUGCAGCAACACCAGCCACCGGCGAGCGACACUGA
This is a messenger RNA of Cordyceps fumosorosea ARSEF 2679, 687 nucleotides long. RefSeq lists its product as hypothetical. The record is from RefSeq and is a predicted model, not a curated record. Bases 1 to 687 code for a protein of 228 amino acids. NCBI's taxonomy places the organism in Eukaryota, Fungi, Ascomycota, Sordariomycetes, Hypocreales, Cordycipitaceae. The transcript is spliced from 4 exons.